AUGUCCAAGCUCCUGACCGUCUUCGGCGCAACCGGCAACCAAGGCCGCUCCGUCAUCAACACCGUCCUCGCCGACCCCGUCCUCUCCAAGGAAUACAAGAUCCGCGGGAUCACCCGUGAUGUUUCUAAGCCCGAUGCCAAAGCGCUAAUCGACAAAGGUGUCGAGGUCGUGAGCGCCGACACCUCCUCAAUCGACUCCCUAGUCGCAGCCCUAAGCGGCUCAAGCACCGUCUUCCUCGUAACAAACCCCUCAUUCGCCGAGAACUCCGACGCCGAGUUCCAGCAGGGCAAGAACAUCGCCGACGCCGCGAAGCAGGCCGGCGUGCAGCACCUGGUUUUCUCGUCCCUGCUGAACGUUAUCGAGUCAACCGGUGGGCAUCUCAAGAACGUGCCGCACUUCGACCAGAAGGCCCAGGUCGAGCAGUAUAUUCGUGACCUGGGAAUCCCUGCUACGUUUGUGCUGCCGGGCUACUUCAUGUCGAAUUAUGUCUCCAUGGGGUUGCUGAGGAAGGGCGAGGACGGCGUUUAUACGCUUGCUUACCCUGUCAAUGAGGGCUCGCAGUUUCCGCUUGUGGAUAUUGAGGCGGAUUUCGGCAAAUACGUCGCUACGGCCCUCAAGAACCCCACAAAGUUACAGGGCGUUCAAAUCCUGGCGGCAACAGACUACUACACGCCCACGCGGAUCCUCAAAGAAUUCGAGGAGGUGACGGGCCACAAGACCCGGUUUGUGCAGAUCGACUACGAGACCUACAAGUCGUUUAUGCCGGGCUAUCUCGGUCUGGAGAUGCUAGAAAACCACCUGUUUAUCGAAGAGCCGGGGUACUUUCUUGGAAGGAGCUUGAAGGAGAGUCAAGCGCUUGUGGCCGAUGCUGGGUUCAGGCUGACCACUUGGAAGGAGUUCAUUGAGAGGCAUAAGGGGCGUUUUGCGUAG
This is a messenger RNA of Aspergillus mulundensis, 930 nucleotides long. RefSeq names its product NmrA/HSCARG family protein. NCBI's taxonomy places the organism in Eukaryota, Fungi, Ascomycota, Eurotiomycetes, Eurotiales, Aspergillaceae. The record is from RefSeq and is a predicted model, not a curated record. The transcript is spliced from 3 exons. Bases 1 to 930 code for a protein of 309 amino acids.